AUGCCACUACUGUUUAUUCUUGUCAAGAGAUCUACAGGUCAAUUGGGAGAACCUAAGCUGCGAUUCUUCUGCGACGGAUUGCCGCGUGACAUUUGGAAUCGAUGCAAGGAAGAGCUGCGUUGCCUCAAAUGCACAAAACGGUAUAGCGACUGGCGCAGUCUGCGGAAGCACAUGAACUUCUUCUGCCAGAUGGAACCGCUCUAUCCCUGCCCGUACUGCUAUCACAGAGCCAGGAUACCCACUCUGUUGAAGUACCACAUUGUUCGCGAGCAUGCAGCUCUCACUUCAAGCGAGGAAACGCGAAUCGGCCCGGCCACCCUGCAAUCCGAGGACCUUGGGGAGUACGUGGGCAAGCCUAACUUCGUGUGCCCGAAGUGCGGAAAGGGCUAUGCGUGGAAGGCGAGCCUCCAGCGUCACCUGAGCACCGUAUGCGGCACGCCGCCCAUGCUUUUCUGCAAUAUCUGCGGAUACAAGACCAGCCGCAAGGACGUUCUCUUCAGGCAUAUGCGGCAUGUGCAUCCGAGAUCGCAGUAGCGCAACAACGGGAAGUGAAACGCGAGUUUCGCGCCGAACGAAACGCAGUUUCCGGAGGUGGUCCACGUUAAUCCUGAAGCACGUUCAAACGGAACUUCCGUGCACCAUGUGAACAAUGCAAAUUUCGAUGUUUUGCAGUUGAUGCAAAUAAUACAUUCGCAACCGAAGCGUGUAUUAGACGUUACGAUCCAUUAGACAUUAAUGCAUUUUGUAACAGAUUGCAAGUGCAAUUAAGUAUAUUAUACAGAAUUAUAACGCAGUAUUAAUGCAGUAUUAUAAAGAAUGAAUAAUGAGUGAUUUUUUAGUGAGUUA
Molecule: messenger RNA, 846 nt
Organism: Monomorium pharaonis (pharaoh ant)
Lineage: Eukaryota; Metazoa; Arthropoda; Insecta; Hymenoptera; Formicidae
Product: zinc finger protein 121-like
Exons: 3
Coding region: 1-534 (177 amino acids)
Biological process (GO): regulation of transcription by RNA polymerase II
Cellular component (GO): nucleus
Molecular function (GO): RNA polymerase II transcription regulatory region sequence-specific DNA binding; DNA-binding transcription factor activity, RNA polymerase II-specific
Source: RefSeq, a predicted model, not a curated record